Molecule: messenger RNA, 776 nt
Organism: Fragaria vesca subsp. vesca
Lineage: Eukaryota; Viridiplantae; Streptophyta; Magnoliopsida; Rosales; Rosaceae
Product: V-type proton ATPase 16 kDa proteolipid subunit-like
Exons: 3
Coding region: 82-582 (166 amino acids)
Biological process (GO): proton transmembrane transport
Cellular component (GO): proton-transporting V-type ATPase, V0 domain
Molecular function (GO): proton-transporting ATPase activity, rotational mechanism
Source: RefSeq, a predicted model, not a curated record
GACGCGUGUGUGACUCCAAUUCUCGAUCAAAAAUCUAUUCCCAAAUCUGAGAGCCAAUCCCAAAUCGGAGCUCCCACAAAAAUGGCAUCCACCACCUUCAGCGGAGACGAAACUGCCCCCUUCUUCGGCUUCCUCGGCGCCGCCGCCGCCCUCGUUUUCUCCUGUAUGGGAGCAGCGUACGGGACGGCGAAGAGCGGCGUCGGCGUGGCGUCGAUGGGAGUGAUGAGGCCGGAGCUGGUCAUGAAGUCGAUUGUGCCGGUGGUUAUGGCGGGAGUGUUGGGGAUUUAUGGUCUGAUCAUUGCUGUGAUCAUCAGUACUGGGAUUAAUCCUAAGGCUAAGUCUUAUUAUCUUUUCGACGGCUAUGCGCAUCUCUCUUCCGGUCUUGCUUGCGGCCUCGCCGGUCUUUCUGCCGGAAUGGCUAUCGGAAUCGUUGGUGAUGCCGGUGUUAGAGCUAAUGCCCAGCAGCCAAAGCUUUUUGUUGGAAUGAUUCUCAUUCUCAUCUUUGCUGAAGCGUUGGCUUUGUAUGGUUUAAUUGUUGGUAUCAUCCUUUCAUCCCGAGCUGGGCAAUCCAGAGCAGAUUAGAGGUACCAUUCGCGAUAGCGUCUGAUGUGAGUGUGUGUUGCAUCUUUGGUUACUCACUGGUUGAAGAUGCUCCAUUCAGUGUGCAGUGUGCAGUCUUGUGUUAUGUUAUCAGUUGCAUAGGUGCAAAAAAUAUCCAUUUCUUUUUGUUGGAUUUGGUGAUUUCUCGGAAUAAAGCCCUUCACUGAUUCUUCACU